This is a messenger RNA of Schistocerca nitens (vagrant locust), 1772 nucleotides long. Its product is annotated as peritrophin-44-like. NCBI's taxonomy places the organism in Eukaryota, Metazoa, Arthropoda, Insecta, Orthoptera, Acrididae. Gene Ontology annotation, cellular component: extracellular region. The record is from RefSeq and is a predicted model, not a curated record. The coding region runs from base 69 to 1322 and encodes 417 amino acids. The transcript is spliced from 2 exons. Gene Ontology annotation, molecular function: chitin binding.
CUUCCUCAGAACCUCAGUAGUUACGUGUGAGACUCGGGAACAUAACGUGUUGCUCUGUGCUCGUAAUAAUGGAACGACGAAAGUUUGUUGGACUAGAAGUUUUUGCCAUGUUGGCGCUGGCGGCCCUUCCAGAGCUCGCCUGCUGCCAACUGGCUGCCCCCAUAGUCUAUUGCGCGGCCGAGGGCCGCCUGCCGGACCCCACGGACUGCGGCUACUACGUGGACUGCACAAAGAACAGCGACGGCAGCUACACGUCGACCAUCAACCCGUGCCCCGCCGGCACCUACUACGAUUCCUGCCAGGGCGACUGCAGCAAAACUCAGCAACCAUCCGUCUGUUCCUUUGCCUGUGAUAAUGAUGGCAUUGCCGGAUUUCCACCUGAAAAUCCGUCUGUGUACUUUGUGUGUAACACCGCUGGUAGUGUACCGACCUUAACUGUUGCUAAGUGUCCUAGUGGUACUGCAAUCGGUGCUGACAUGACCACUUGCAUAGGUAUUGCCCCAGACUGUCCAGUCAAUAAUGAGUCGCCUGCGCCCUCUACAUGCAACGGAACUUAUUAUUACGGACAUGCGAAUAACUGUUCCGUUUACUACUACUGCAGUGGCCCAGGUGCGUCACCAGAAGCGGCGUACUGCAACGCUGACGAAUACUUCAUCAGUUACAACCACAGCUGCACUAAGUUUCAGUGCACGUCGCAGGGCUUUUUUGCAGAUCCAGCCGAUUGUGCCUCUUUCUAUUACUGCGUUGGCGAUGCUUCGGAAGCGACGCAGCUUACGUGUGCGAGUGGUACUCAUUUCGACAGCUCGGUUGGAGGGUGUUUACAGGGAGAGUGCACAACAGUCUGCCCCGGAAGCAGCUCGCACUUCACGUGCCCGUCCAUCGGCUUUUUCGCAGAUCCGUUGAACUGCAACUGGUACUACUACUGCGACAGCACGCUGCAAGCAUCGCACAGUCAGUGUCCAGACGGAAGCCACUUCGAUAGCACCGUGGGUAGCUGCUUGAUGGGCGAGUGUUCUAGCACAGGAACAGACUUCACGUGUCCUUCCAGCGGCAUUUUCGCUGAUACGUCGAACUGUAACUGGUACUACUACUGCGACAGCAGCCUACAAGCAUCGCACAGCAAGUGUCCAGACGGAAGUCACUUCGAUAGCACCUUAGGUGGCUGCUUGAUGGGUGAGUAUCCUAGCAGGCUGGUAGGUAUGGAUCGGGAUGUUGGAGUGCGACCUCUGCGCUCUGUUUCUAGCCUUUCAUUACGACGUGAGGAAACCCAGAUUCCAUUCUGGAAUUCUCGAAAGGGGACAUUGCAGAUGCCAAGUCCAUAGACAUUAAGUAGUACCUGCAGGACAGUUCUCAUUGCACAUGGAGGAACAAUAGUUUUUGUGACAGCUACUUAAGAUUAAUGUUACCAUCGCGAUAUGUUUGUCAAAUUUACUGCACAGGAGCAACCAAAUCACCUUCUACUCCAUUUCUCAAGCCUGGCUUCUUCUUCAGAUCCCAUUUACAAGCUGGCCUUUGUAAUGUAUGUAUAUUUUCAUAUUAAUUACCAUUAAUUUUUGUUUGCCACAUGAUGUAUAUAUACUCUUUGUUACCUACGCACGUCCUUUCAAUACAACUACUAGUAAGUUCAGUAACACUCUAGUGACGAAGUUGUUAAUACCUACACAUUGGCAGCCUUGUAUGUAACAAUGCUCUGCGUUACAAACUCGACGUGGGCAGUGUUUUCUUGUAACGAUGUUCUUUUCUAUCAAGCAAUAAAAGCUAAUUUAUAUGAA